GGGAAAAUUCCCAUUUUUCUGGAAGCAGACACCAGGCUCUGCUUCUCCUGAGGGAAAACCUCAUUCCUAUUUAUCCCAAACCCCCAAACAACCCCAAUAUCCCCCGAAAAUCCCUAUUUUUUUGCCUCUCCCCUCAGGCCUGGCUGGAUGGCAGAGCUGGAGGGGCGGCGGCGGCUCCUGAGGCUGGUCCAGGAGGGAAAGCUGGAUUUGCUGCGGGAUGAGCUGAGGCUGGCUGAGGUUCCAGAGGCUCGCAGCUGGCGCUGGGGGCGUUUGGGGGACUCCCUGCUGCACCACGCGGCUCGGGCGGGACACCGGGACGUGCUGCAAUUCCUGGUUGGGGACAUCGGGAUGGACGUGGAGGUGGCAAAUGGGGACUACAAGAGACCCAUCCAUGAGGCUGCUUCCAUGGGGCACCAGGAAUGUGUGGCCUUCCUCCUGGAGAGAGGGGCCAGCGUGGACUGCUUGAAAAAGGCUGACUGGACUCCCCUGAUGAUGGCCUGCACCAGGAAAAACUUGGGAGUGAUCCGGGUCCUGGUGGAGCACGGAGCCAACCCUCUGCUGAGGAAUAAGGACGGCUGGAACUGCUUCCACAUCGCCAGCAGGGAGGGGCACCCCGAGGUGCUGCGGUACCUCCUGGAUGUGUCCCCAGGGUGCUGGGACACGCAGAGCACCACGGGGAGAACUCCCCUGCACACUGCAGCGAUGCACGGCUGUUCCCAGGUCGUGGAGCUGCUCCUGGAGCGGUGCCAGUACCAGCCCGACAGCAGGGACAGCUGUGGGGUCACUCCCUUCAUGGAUGCCCUGCAGCACGGGCACGUGGGCAUCGCCCGCCUGCUGCUGCACAGACACCAGGCGUGUCCCACAGCCGUGGAUGCCCUGGGGGCUCAGGCCCUGCACAGGGCAGCGGUGACAGCCCAGGACGGAUCCCUCCAGUUCCUGGUGUCCGAGCUGGGCGUGGAUGUCAACGCCAGAGCCACGGCCCUGCUCCUGCCGGCCCUGCACUACGCAGCCAAGGAAGGACAUGGACACACCAUCCACACCCUGCUGGCCCUCGGCGCUGACAUCCAGGCCAAGGAUGGGAAGGGCCGUUCUGCCCUGCACGCGGCCAGCGCCGCCCAGCGCGCCGGGGCCGCUCAGAUCCUGCUCCGCGCCGGCCUCCACGACUGCCGGGACGCCACGGGAACGCUGGCACAGCAGCUGGCCAGGGAGCCUGAGCUCAUCCAGCUCUUCCAGGAGACACAGGGCAGCACCUGAAGAGGAGGAACUGCUCCUUUCCCUCAUGAUUCCAGGGCUGAGCUUCUCCUGUUCCCAUGCAGCUUCCUGGAACAGAACCAUCCCAGCCAAGUGCCACUUCUAGGGAUCCUCAUGGCUUUUCCUGGGAAUCUCCACACACUGAACAUCCCAAUGGAGAAGAUCCACCUGGAUCAUUGAUUCUCUAGCUCUUCAUGGACCUGCUCUCCUUAAAUUAAUUUGUGACCUCUUUGGGUAGGACACAGACUCUGGAAGCUGCAUCAACUUUUAAAUCCUUUCUGUAAGGCAGCUGAUCCUAAAACCUGCAGGAAUCUGUAGUGGGACCUCAACUUUGUGAGGAUAUCGGGGGUCUUUGGAUCAGGCUGAAAUAAGGAGGUUUUUUUAUUCCAAACUGGAGUGCUGGGCAAUUCCCAGCUCUGACGAACUUUAAAUCCCAAUGAUCUGCUCUUGGAAGCCUGGAAUACCCAGCAGGGUAAGAGCAGCUGCAGCUGUUGGGUUUGUGCAGCUGGAAUUAUGAAUUCCAUAGAAAAUGGAUGUGUCCUUGUUCGUUUGUAAUGCCAGGGCUUAAAAACUGAUGGAAUUCUGCUUUUUUUGGGGAUGGCAGAAGUUAAAAAUCAGGAAGGGAGUGAGUUAAGUUGUGCUCUGCCUGAGCCAUGGUGCUCAUGGCUGGGUUGGAGUGGGAAAUUCCCACCUUGCUAUCCUUGGAGCAGGAGAGAAAAGGUUUUAUUCCUCUAAAAAUCCUGGAUGCUUCCCCAAAUCCAGCUCUGGCCUCCCUACAGCAGGAAAUGCAAGGGGCUGCUUCAUUCCCACUUUUU
Messenger RNA from Prinia subflava (tawny-flanked prinia), 2066 nucleotides. RefSeq names its product ankyrin repeat domain 16 (gene ANKRD16). Gene Ontology annotation, molecular function: protein binding. NCBI's taxonomy places the organism in Eukaryota, Metazoa, Chordata, Aves, Passeriformes, Cisticolidae. Bases 148 to 1254 code for a protein of 368 amino acids. The transcript is spliced from 8 exons. The record is from RefSeq and is a predicted model, not a curated record.